CCUGCUGAUUAAUUUUUUAAGGCGACAACACUAGGCGGAAUCCAUUUUCUUCGUUGUUGUGACAUUUUUGUAUCGCUGUUCUAAAAAGAUUUUUGUGAAUAAUUAAGAUUCAGCCUUGAAAUUCGAGAAUUUAGUGAUGACUGACUUUAUAAACAUUUACUGUUGAAGACAUAUUUCGUAUGCGAACCGGAAAGAAAUCAACAAUGGGUUGAAUAAGUGAUUGCUAUCGGCAUACAUUCAUUAUCAAUUUUGGUUUCAUGGUUUUUUGUUUUCAUAUUACAUAUAACGAUGGAACUGGAUGUAUCGCCAGCUGCAGACAUGGAAAACAACAUUGAUUAUUCAGACAAUUCAUCGGAUAGUAAAUACGUACCUUGUAACAAUAAUGAACAAUCGUACUCUGUCAUUCGAAUUCCAGAAGAUGAAGGAAAAUCAAGUAAACACUCUAGGAAACAAUCGAAAAGACGAAAAAAGAGUUCGAACCACACUAGACCUCUUCCGAGGAUAAUUGUGAAGCCGCUACCUCCGCCACCACCCCCAGAAACUCGGGAGUGGACAGCAGCGACAUCAUGCUCGGAGACAACUUCUAUACCGUCUACCAUGCGGGAGGUGUUAGCCAGUAUUCCAGGAUUUUGUCUGAAACCUAGAAAAAGAAGUGGAAAGAAGCUAUCUACUGCAGCUCAACUUCAACAAACUAGAGAAGGGUGUAUUGAUUUAGAAACACCUGAUUCAAUUUUAGUUAAUACAAAUAUUAGAGCUUUAUUAAAUAAACACACCUUUUCACUUCUUCCACCUUUGUAUCAGUACAAACUUGGACAGUUAUUGCCAAAUGUGGAUAGAUUGAGUCCAUCCGGACGAUUAAACUCAUCUAGUCUUAACAAUGAAUUCUUUGCUAGAGCUUGUUUGGAGUGGCAGGACUGCCUCUCGGGCGGAGAAUUCACUCCUGAAAAUCAACAAAAAAUGAAGACUGAAGCUGAAAAAGAGAAAAGUAAAAUUGACCCAUGGAAAUUAAAACACUUUGAACCAAUUUGGGGAGAGAAGUCACGAAGAGAUAAAUCCUCAAUAAAUCUUAACUCUGAAAGGCCAUCUUUGAAAACAACUAUAAAGUUAAGACCUACAGCAUCUAUUACAAGUAGCAGUACAGUACCAAAAAUUAAGAAAAGCAAAUCAUCCAGCAAUAGCAAAAGAAUGCGGUCUGUUGGUGCUGUCACAAGAUCUUCUUCCAAAGCUGAUGAGGUGCCAGAUGAGGCAAUGGCUAAUAAGUCAUCAGCUCCAUUGCCAGACUUGCUGCCUAUCAAACAUGUCAAAAGUCAAGGGUAUGUAGAUUGCCAGGUGGACUUUAGUUUUUCAGACUCAUCAUCAACUCAGAGAAUGGAUGAUUCAGUUUCAUCAACACCAGUUGAUCCUCUCUUGUUGCCUGAUGGAGAAUCAGACAGGAAUGAUGUGAAACAAGAGCUCGAUUUAAGUGUGGUAACCAUUGAGGAAUCUAGUAUUUCAAAAGACUGUGAAGAGGACAAAGCAACAGAUUCUGAUAGCAAUUUCCCUGAAAGUUCCAAAAGAAUGAGUGAUGACAAUGAUGAUUAUGUUGCUUGUGCUAAGAGAAUAAGGUAUGAAGAUGAAUAUGAGUUAGACAAUGCAAGAUUUGUACCGCACAAUGUUGUUGUUGAAACAGGUGGUCCUGAAAGUAAUUGCUCAGAUGUUGAAGUUAAUUAUGCAAAUGGACAUCUCCAGUCCAAUGAUGAACUGCACUUAUAUCCUGGCCAAGAUUCUGGGGAUACAAACAGUGAAGACAGUAAAGCCUAUGAUUAUGAUGAACAGAGUGUUUCUUCUAUGUCUAGUUUAAAGAUUGAGGCCAAUGUGAAUAUAGCGACAACUUCAGAAACACAAGGUCAUGAAAAAUUAGAGAACAUGGAUAUUGCCAAAGAUGAAAUUAAAAGUUCUCCUGUCAAUGUACAUCAGGAAGAGUUUACAGAGUCUAAGGAAAUUGUAGAAACAAAAUCAACAACAAAAGAUUCUAAUGUUUUAGAACAGUUCAAAAAGCCACUUGAUGAUAAUGUGACCUGUGAGAUAAUUGAAAUAGUUCCAGAAAGUCCUCAAGUUUCACAAACUGCAAGCCAUGCAGAAGACAAAAAUGAAGGUGUGAUUUCUGAGAAACCUGAUGAGAUUAACAGGCCAUGUGAAAAUAUUGAAAAUUAUUAUGAUGAGCAUUUUAAAGAUGCUGAAUCUUUUAUUUUAGAAACAGGUGGCCUGUCUAUUCUACCUACACAAGGAGAAGAUAUUAAGUAUACACCACAUCCAAAUUUGAUGGAACUAUCAUCAUAUAUGAGUGAAACUAAUGUAACUGCAGUAGUAACAAUGCCAAUGACGCAAAACUCCUCAAUCCCUAUGAUGGAGGUUACUAACACAUCAAUAGUCUCUUAUCCUGACGACCAGAUGCAGGACCCAGCAAAACCUAAGAACUCAUCAGUGCCAUGGAAAAAUGAAAAUGAUUGGUCCAACAAUGAAAAUAUAAUGUCCUUACAUACAUUUUCAAAUGCUAAUUCGGACAGCACUAAGUAUGUGAGUGAAGACUCGAAAACUAGUAUGGACGAUGUAAAUAUGAAUGACGAAAAUUGUAUGUACAAGGAAGACAGGGAUGCUAAUUUCAACAUGGAAUCAUCAAACUCGUCUGAAAGUUGCCAGUCCAUGAAAGAUGCUUCAAUAAAAUUAGAAAUUGAUACACCUACAAGUUUGGUAUCAACUUCUAGUGUAAGCAACCCUCCCGUAAACUCUACUACUAUGGCAUUAAGUGCAAGGCAGACAGGGAAGAAAUCUAAGUCUGGAAAAGAAUCUUCUAGGAGCCGAAGCUCAAACAAGGUUCCCCCCGGCGCGGUGAACCUCGAGCGCAGCUAUCAGAUCUGCCAGGCGGUGAUCCAGAACAGCCCGAACCGGGACGCGCUGCGCGGGCAGCUGCGGCCGCCGCCCGCGCUGCUGACGCGGCCGCGGGGCAGCCGCGCGCCCGCGCCCGCGCCGCCCGUGCUGCUGCGGCAGCUGCCAGUGUCGGUCGUGCCUCACAACGAGAUUAAUGAAAAUAGAUCAAACAACGUUGGUCAGUAUAUACUAGUGCAAAGAACGCCGAAUGUAGCGCCACGGGCAUCAAGUGCGCCUCCUUCAAACCAAAAUUCUAAUGUAAGUGUAGCCAGAUGUCGCAGCGUGGGCGCCGACGACGCCUGCGUGUGCAACCUGCGCGCCAUGAUCCUGUGCAAGAAGUGCGGCGCCUUCUGCCACGACGACUGCAUCGGCUCGGCCGAGCUGUGUCUCACGUGCCUCAUACGCUGACACCUCGCCGGUCUCCGCGAGCGACGCCUCACUCUGUGGGUAUACGUAGUAACGUAGUAGUGUACUCAAUACACAAGUAAUGAGCUCAAAAUGUACGCGAUAUCCAAAAUUGUUGAUACUGCUUGCUAAUACAUAAUCUGACAUCUUGCCUGUCACCGCGAACAACGCCUCACUUUGUGGGUAUCAAAUUUGGUACUGCUUUCUUGUACGAGGUUAAUUUUUAAUAAGUAUAUUCAGGAUGGGUUCAGUCAGUAAAGAGAAUCCGAUAAAAGCAUUCUUCGCAAUAAGGUGUCAAAAGUUUUUCCCCUUAUUUUAUCAUGAUUUCGACCUUGGUUUCUAUCGAAAUUAGAGUCACAAAUUAGAUCAUAGAGGUUAUAGCUUGUCUGUUCAUGGAAAUCCGUGGUCAAAAUGUGACUACCCUUGAGCCUAUAUGUUAGGUUUAACGAAUAUACAUACGCGGCAAUUUUGUAUUCAUAGAAGCGAGUGUAUGGGUAACGUAUUCUCGUCAGUUUUCACAGUGGCAAUAUCAGUGUUUUUGUGGAUUGAUUCUGGACUGUUCGGACAAUGGGUUGAUAGAAAUGGUGGUGCUAUCUGUAUGAAUAACUCGGGAAAAGAACGCGUGUAUAUCUUAUCAUAUGUCUGUAGAAGGCUUUAGAACAUAAAGCGAUAUUAAAGGGGUAUUUAUAAGAUAAUAUUUAAGUAUAGUAUUGUAAAUAUAAGUUAUGAGACGUGAUGCGACUUAAUUUAGCGUUUGUGUUGAAACUAUUUGAUUUAGUUGCUUGAACAACAGGGGAAGUAUUCAAACGAGAUUGAAUAAACAUAUUUAUUGCUCUGGGCAGAUUUUUUUUCACUGUCAUUUUUCUAUAAAAAUGUCUCUAAUCAGCUAUUUCGACAGUAUGUACUUUAAAUUUCAUGUAUUAAUGCUAUCUAGUCUGGAAAUAAUUCUGGCAAUACUUAAUAUUCCAUAGUUAAAUAUUACGAACCAGUUUCUCAAUUAUAUUUUACUUUAAAAUAUGUGUUUUACACUGUGUUCAUUGGUUUAGAUAAACAGAAAUUUAAAAGACUUCUAUUCUAAUUGUAUUCACAACGUCAAGCUCAUUUUUUCUGCUUAGCUGACAGUUAAUUUGCAGAUUAGCGGUUAUACGAAAUUUAAAUUGCAUUUUAAAAUGGGUUGUAGUCAAAGUUCUUUUUUCUUAUAUUGAAAUGCCUACCUAAAAUUUGUUUACUCUGAUUAUAUACAAAUUAAACAUGAAAAUUACGACGAUGUGAAGAUUAUUAUCAUAAUUUGUUAUGGGAAUCUAGGCUGAUUUCUUGAGCUUUGACUACAAUAUAAUUUAAGAUAACUGUGAUUAUUUAUUGUUCCACUAUUUCACGUAAAUUGAAACAAUUCAUAUCUUACCUAAUUUUAGUACUUCUAUAUUAUGGCAAAUAAUUUUUAUGUUUUGUUACUAUUAAGAGUAAGUACAUGCAAGUAAGUUUAAGUAUUUUGAAUAAAUCGAAUUGCCAUCAUAUUUUCAUCACAUUAAAAUUAAUUCUAAUGUUAUAUUUUUUUAUAAUUUUGUAAGUAUUUUUAUGCACUUAAGAGUCUAGGUGAUAUAUCCUAGUUUGUUAACAAUUUAAAUGAUAAUGCGCUAACUUUGCUAGAUUUUAGCAUCCAUCAUCUCAUGUUUAAUUACGAUUGUUCUAACUAUUUAAUAUUUGUUUACACAGUGAAAGUUCGCACUGCACCCUUCUAACAAUGUUUGAAAGACCGCUUGCCCAUGCUGUCAACAGAUUAUAGUUAAUAAUAAUUUUACAUAAAACAAUAUUAAUUUCAUAAUGUUGACUCAUAUAUUAUUCACUUAUUUUGGAGUGCUUGUCACUACAUUUUCCCAUCUAUUUAUAUUUAAGAAUUAGCAUAUGUAUGUACAGAUAUUUAUUUAUACGAGAAGGCUGAAGGAUGAAACAUCUGGUGGGAAGUAAUUUAUUAGUAAUUCAAGACACUUGAUAGAUCGUAGUAUAGAUAAACACUUGUUAUAACUAAGUUUUCAUUAUGGCGUGUACACUAAUACGACACUAAGUUAUGCAAUAUACAUAUUUAUAGUUGUCUAUAAUAUUUUUGUAAGAACCUUUUACAAAAUGAGAAAAAGCUUUUGCUAAUUAUAAGUCACCAUUGUAAUAUUGGAAUUCCAAACGAUAUAAUCUCUUCUGAUCUCUCAUUUUACGUAAAUCUGUAUCGCAUAAGGUCCUCCUAGCUCAUAUUGUAAGUAGUUUAUUAUGUUACAAUAAAUUAUAACGAAGAUAACUGAUUAUCAAAAAAUAACCUACAUAUAUACAGGGCGUUACUGUUGAAAUUACAAGUUAGAAAUCGUGUGGCCGUUGUCUGAUUAUUGUCUAGACUUAGUAUAAUAAUUUUCUAGAUGACUGAUGUUUACUUGGACAGUGACGGCACGAUAUCUUUUAAAUAUUUUGCCAAUAGAGAUUAGCCCCACCUCCAUAUGUCUACUACGCCCAUCGCCUAGUUUACAUAGUAUUGCCUUACACGAUUGUUUACAGAAACUGUAAUUAUAAUUACACAUAGAAUAGGGUUUUAAAGUUAAUAACACAAGUUGCUCACUCUAUUUGAAUGACAAAUAUACAUCUAUAGAUAUAUGUAAGUAUAAUAUCACAAUUAUAAAUACUUGUUAUAGAGUAUUGUAGAUACUCGUGGCUGAAUAAAAAUAUUAGAUUAUUUACAUUAUUUCAAGAUAAGACCUGGUGUAAUUUACAAAUCCGGGUUUAUUUUACUAUAUAUCCAUUGCCUUUCAAUAUGUUUUAAAUUCAUUAUAAUUACCUGUAUUAAAAUAAAUAUGUAUAAAUGGAUAUAUGAAAAACCUCAUGACAGCAAUGUGUUGAAUAGAUAAAGGUAUGUUUGAAGGGCUAGUAGGAUGCUUAAAAAUAUAUAUUUUAUUAAUGAUAAUAACUAAGAUUCAGUCCCUUGAUUAAACAAAACAAAUCCAUUGGCCAUUGAAGCACACCUUCGUUUCAUUACAGUGGGGCUAUUCACGAAGUUCGAUAAGGCUUUGAGGCAAAGUCUCAUCAAGACUCCGUUAGAACUCUGAGAGAGAUAAAAUUCCAUUAACAAAAUUUGUGAAUGGCCAACAGGUCUUAUUUUAAAUAUAAACUGUAAAGUAGCUAUUCAGAGUGCAGAGUAAGAUUUCUAUUGACUAUAGAAAUCUACCUAGUAUAAGAUUUUCUUGCUCUUCAGAGCCCCUUCACAUUGGAGUUCUUUCAACAUAAGCGGAUGAAUUUGUAGCGCAAACGACGCGGCAACACAAUGCACGUGUAAAGUCAACCGCACAUAAAGUUACCAUGCGUGAAACUCUAUGACGCGUUAAUAGAGACGAACUUGCAGUAGAUGUGAGUAGGUUGAUGUAGAUACCUUUGACUGUACCAGCCAUUGAUCAAUCAAAGUUUUUAAUUCUAUUUAAUAUGACCUGUGUAAAUACAAUGAUCCAUCACAAUGUUCCAUCUCUUUUCAAAUCUGAGGUAAACCAAGAAGUUAGAGAGAGAGGGGGAAGAUGAUGAGAUGAGAAGAUGCCUUGUUCUUUAAUUAUGUUAAAGUUUGUGAAUAAGCCUCCUGCAAAUUGUAGAGUAAAUAAACGGUUUCGUGACGUCUUUACUGAAAAAAACAAGUGUGAAGGGAACUGUAUACCUACGUACGUACCAAUAUGCAAUAAUGAAAAAAAAAAUAGUGAAUUUCAAUUCCAAAUUUAUUUGUUAUAUUAUAUAUGUAUUUACCAACGAUUUCAUAGACUGCUCUUUUUAUUUAAAAUUUAUAAAACAACGUUUUUGCGAAAUAUUAUGUCCAAACAGAUUAUUCGCUAAUUGUUAUUUAUUGGUAAUUAGUUAUUUUAGGCACGUGAACAUUUUUCUCUAAUAAAAUUAUGUUCUUCUUA
This is a messenger RNA of Amyelois transitella, 7232 nucleotides long. RefSeq names its product polycomb protein Asx (gene Asx). Gene Ontology annotation, cellular component: PR-DUB complex. Gene Ontology annotation, molecular function: chromatin binding; DNA binding. NCBI's taxonomy places the organism in Eukaryota, Metazoa, Arthropoda, Insecta, Lepidoptera, Pyralidae. The record is from RefSeq and is a predicted model, not a curated record. Bases 289 to 3315 code for a protein of 1008 amino acids. Gene Ontology annotation, biological process: animal organ morphogenesis; positive regulation of transcription by RNA polymerase II. The transcript is spliced from 7 exons.